Suillus clintonianus is the source of this 1704-nucleotide messenger RNA. RefSeq names its product DUF1768-domain-containing protein. The record is from RefSeq and is a predicted model, not a curated record. Lineage: Eukaryota; Fungi; Basidiomycota; Agaricomycetes; Boletales; Suillaceae. The transcript is spliced from 8 exons. Bases 324 to 1439 code for a protein of 371 amino acids.
ACUUAGUAAGCGCAUUGCUUUCCAUGCCCCCUCCAUGAUGCAGAGCGCUCUGUGGCCUUAAUCGAUGACGGAGUCUCCCAGAUUUGAAUACAUGACAGGAUCCACUGACUACAGGCUAGACUCCUUUAUCCGAAAUUCUCGUGCCGAGUCUGUUUCCGAUUGUAUAGCCUUGUGAAGGCAUAUAAGAACCUCUGGACCAGGAAAGCUGUUUCGGUUUCCUGAGUUAUCAACUGGACUUUUCACUCAAUCGCCCAUCGAAAUUUAUCAAAAUACUCUACGCACUCUUUGCUGUUGCUGUCGCCGUUGCUGUUGUCCUGCUUGGAAUGCUAGACAACCGCAUGAUCAUGAAACUUGCUAGCUUACUCGGUCUCAACUCUGCCUCGGAUGCGCCACAGUCGGCAUCUGUGGCGCGUCGGGCUCGGCCCGCUACCCAAUACUCAGCGCCUUCGAAGCAUGUACCAAGCUUGCAGCUGCCUUCACCUGAUAAGCGGGAUGACGGAGAACCAGAAGCUUACUAUCCUCCGCUCACCGCUCCGCCAGAACCUGUGGGGUCAUCAGUGGCGCCUUUUCAAAGAAGGGGACGGAUUUUGUUUUACGAUAAAAAUGAACCUUACUACGAAUUCACGAAUUUCUCGUCACAUGACGUCGUCUACGCUGGGAAGAGAUACCCAACCAGCGAACAUCUCUUCCAAUCUUUCAAAUUUUUAGAUUCCCAGCCAGCCAUCGCGGAGCACAUCCGCAAGUGUGGGGACAGGCCAAGCGCUGUGUUCGAUGAAGCUCAUCGUCACCAGAAAUGGGUUCGAUCCGAUUGGAGACAAGUAAACGUUGAGAAGAUGGAAGUCACACUUCGGCUCAAGUUCACUCAGCAUUCUGAUCUAAAGGCCUUGCUCCUUGGCACCGGUAGUGCUGAGCUGAUCGAGGACUCCCCAAAGGACUACUUUUGGGGGAUAGGUGCUGAUGGCUCUGGACGCAACGAGCUGGGGAAAGCGCUUGAGAGAGUGCGCGAUGAGCUUCGGCACGACGACAAACCAAACAGAGUGCCCGCAGUCAGACGUGACACAUCCCGAUUUUCGUUACAAGACUUGACGUCGCUGGUUGCAGCGGCAGCACCCCAACUUCCAAUCCAACGCCACUCCGUUGUUUCCGCAGGCAUGACGUUCAGCCCGCAAUCAGCAUCAGCGCCUCAAACUCUACAGCAACGUUUCUCCGUUGUUCCUGCAGGCAUGGCAGUCAGCCCUCAGUCGCCGUCCACUCCCCAUGACACCGGGCUAUGCGAGUUUUGCCACCAGAAACCGAAAUAUCAACACCAUCCUUACUGUGGAAGGACGUGUGCUACACAAGCAGCGGCAAUGUGUAACCACUGUCGCAACAAACCAAAGUAUGGCAAGCAUCCUUACUGUUCAAGGACCUGCGCCGUGCUUGCUGGGAAGGCAGCCUAGGUUCAAAAAACUUCCCGCGAUUGGAUAAUUCGUGUACUGUAAGAUUAUACCUGGUUGUUUACGAGCGUAUUUACUAUCUAUCACCGUUUCUCUAUGUCUACAUCCACCAAACCAAGCUAGGUGUUGAUGUGGUCAAUUUGAGUGGCAUGGAGAUUCUCUACCUACCACGAACUACCCAUUUCUGCCAAACUCAUUUCGUUAUGAUAAGAACAAAGUCGGAAUAUUGCACAGCGCAGAUCGAUGAAUUGAACCAGAGUCAGAUAUU